CCUUGAAUUUGAAUCAUUUUGCAUUUGUAUCUCUUUUACUCGGACUAUUUAAAAAAUUAUUAUUAUUUUUGGAACUUAUAGUGCUCGUUAGGUUUGUUUUCUCCCUAAAGAAUUAAAAACGCCUCACGGUUUGCCUGACAGACCCUACUCAGGGUAAAACUCCCUGUGUCCUUCAGCCUGAUGAAAUCUGUCUCCUGCUGCGCGUGCCGCCUGUAGCUCGAGCUUCCCGGCCCGCUGCGAUCACAUGAUCAGAGCAGCAGCGAGCUAACAUGCUAGCUGCUGCGGAUGUCAGAGCCGCUGUCAACAGCUACGAACGGUCGGAGUAGCUUCUUCUGACUGGAGAGUUGUCUCAAAGUCGUGGAGUUUCAGGCAAGUGAAGCUUCUUUUUGUUAUCUUUAGUCAUGUUUGUGGUGUGAUGGAGCCCUGAAUGGCUUAGUUGAAGUUGUUGAAAGGGAGUUCUUGUCGAGUGCGGGGGUGUUAAGCUAACGUGAAAGAUAUUGGCCUUGUUUGGAUUGACAGUGAAGCUAAUCUCGACUAAACAGCCUUUUGUUUAUGUUUCUAACGCUCGGUGUUUCAACUGUUAUAGCGGGUUCAAAAAUAAUACUGCUAUAUUAUUCCAGUUUUCAGUAAUGUUUACAAGCCGAAUAUGUCGCUAGCUGCGUGUCUUUGAAUAGCUAUCAAUUAAGUGAGAAUAAAGCAGGUGAAAUAACUUUACUAGUGUCCGCGGUGAGUCCGCGAUUAGAACAAGCUCCAAAAGUCAGACUGUAAAACUUCACUGAAGUAUUGACUUGUUAUGUUUACAUAACACUAUUGCGAAACACAGCUAACAGAGCUAACCUAAAGUGUCAUUUAACAACCUGCUAACAGUUCACUCAAGCUCAUUACAGGCUGGCACAGGGUCCGAACUGAACCGAGUAUUACGCUGUUGAUCACGGAGGACCGAGAUUCACAGUUCACAGUAUAUUCAGCACAUAUGCAUGAAUAAAAAAAUGUCAAUUUAAUGACAUUUACACAAGCAAUGACCAAAUAAAGGAAUAAAACUAAAGCAAAUAAACUUCAAAUUGUAUUUAUUCUCAGUCAGUUGCAAUCAAUUAGUUUACAGGGUAACCACUUUUUUGACACUCACUGGUUCUCACUGGUUCUCACUGUUCAUGUUUUGAGCACACACACUCCUCUUAAAUCACUGGAAGACUUUAGUUUCUAACUCGAAAUGCCAAGACCUUAAGAAUAACGCAUUUGUAGAUUUAUAUCAUCAAGUUCUAUUUAUUAUGGUGAUAACUUUGAGCUGGAUCUUGAUUAUAGAGUCGACAUUUGUCCACCAAAGCUACCAAACUGCACAGGUUUUGUGUCAUGAUAUCCUUUUUAUGUCAUUUAAGUUUUCAUAUUGUGAAAGAUAUAGGAUAGGACAAUAACACUGGUGAAAUGUCCAUGAGCCUGAGGUAAAUUUGCACGUUGUUGUUGUUAUUAUUAUGAUUAUUUUUAUUAUUGAGAGCAGAUGCAAUAAACAACAUUUCAGCAGCUGAAUAUUCUCAGAGUUCCAGCAAUGUAAGAAGUGUAAAAAAGUGGCUGAAAACCUUUAAAAGAUCACACACGUGGAGUGUAUCUACUAUGGACAACUUGGUUCUGCCUCCCGCCUGUAUACGGAUUUGAAGCCAAAAAGCUCUCGGUAUUUCCGGGAUUUACUUCAUUUCCUGAAACCAGCGUUGCGCAGUAGCGUUGUGCGCAUUCAGUGCGAGAGUCCCUGUGAUGAUGCUCGGCUCAAACAGUGUAUCCCCUGGGUGAGCUACGCUAUCCUUGAACGCCAAUAGGCUGUAUCAGGUGUCAAUCAUAGAAAACAUGAACCCCCCAAUAACUUUUAAAAAUGGAGCUGUACAGAAAAAAGAGAGCUUGCGCACAAACCAGUCUUACAGUAACUACAUGUCAACAUCGCAACCAGGGGGGAGAAAAAUGUAUGUUUUGUGUAAUAAAUUUCGAAAGUUUGUCCACAGCCCCAUAAGCUUUGCUGGUGGAGGCGGGAUUUAUGACCUAUACUGCAGCUGGUCACCAGAGGGUGCUGUUCUCAGAGUAGCUUCACCCAGCAAGGAGGCAGACGCUGUCCAUUCUAUAUACAGUCUAUGAUCACACCUUUAUUCUCUAUUCCAGCCAACAUUUUUUGUAUGAGAUUGUGAUUGAUAUAAUGUUGAUUCAGUUUGUUUAUUAAGAUCAGUAGGGCCUAUAUUUCUUUACAAUCUGAGGGUCACUUGGGCAGCCCCCAAGUCUAUAAUCAUGGCAGAGUUUAAAUUACGAAAUAUUGAGCAACUCUGAUCAGGCACCAUGUUAAUGAUGAAGUCAUGCUGGUAAUGUAUACCCCCACUUUCUGGAAAGGAUAAAAAAGUUAACUCUCACAGAUUGUCAAAAUAUUUAAGUUUCUGUCUGAUAUUUCCAUCAUACAUUACUGGUCAGCAAGCCCAUGCUGUGGAUUUGGGAAGGGUUACAGUAAAACAUAUGCAUGAGUAAAUUUCUCUCUAUAGUCUCCUGGAAAAUCUUCCUAGUCUGUUAUAACAUUUUCCAGCACUCCUUGUCCCUCAUAUCACACUGUGGAUUUUACAGUCAGAUGAUCCUAAAUUACUCUCUCUUAGCUUUUUCAAGGUUUUAUAAAACAGCCUGAGAGGCCCUUUGUGCUUUACCAGGUACUCCAAACCCCUCUUCCUACUUUACUACACCAUGCCCAGCUGAGUUAGUCACCAACCCAGAGAUGUAGAAAGUUAAGAGGAGAAAGUCUAGUUGGGAAAACAUCUUUCUUCAUGAACCUUCCUGUUAAACUGGCUUGUAAUUGACUAACUUAAAUAUCAUUAACAACAUCUGACAAUGUUGAAGUUUAUAUUUGAUCUGUGUCACCACCCCUGUAAUAGUAACGUAUCAUUAAACAAAAUAAAAUCCACCUUUUUCUGCAAGUGAUUUCCGCAAUGCUGCAAUGUGUGUGCACUAGCAGGAAUAGGAGUUAAAAGUAAAGAUGUCCUGUGAUAUGACCACUGAUACAUGAAUGCACUCCCCUUACAGCACACAUUUGUUUCUGAGGCAGUUAAGAUGCCUCAGGCAGCAGUUGCCUUACUGGGACUAGGACUCAACUUAGCUUUUGGUUGUCCUACCAAGAGACAAAGAAGAAUAGCUGAAGCAGAGCUAUAACCUCCUUGCUAACAGCUACAGUGUGCUUGCCAAUCAGUCAGGUCAGCUGUGGGUCUAAUGCUGCGAAAGUCAUGAACUUAAUGUCUUUAAAACAAAUGAAUUAUGAUAGAAAUCUGCCCUUGCUUAUUGAUCAAAAUAGUUUUUGAAUCAGGCUGUAAACUUAUUUAGAUUUUUCCCAAAGAUAGGCUCCUUUGAACGAGUCUGUCUGUGGUGUCCAGUGCUUCUGCAGUCAGCUUCAAAGAGGCACGCUGGGAACUGCAGUUUAUAGCACAUCAGCAUUGGCCUCAUUUAAGGCCAGAGACAGUUGCUUGUGUAUUCCACACAUCACAGUUGUGAUGGUCAAACAUAGGUUGUUCUGCUAAGCACAGGUCAUGUAUCAGAUAUUCCUUUAAAACAACUAAUCACAGUUGGCAAGAUUACAUGACGUUAAAUAAUCAAAUGUGCAGCUGUCCAGCUAAAAUUGGAUAUGCAAACAUGUUAGUGCAACUGACAUUGCACCAAGUCAAAUUUCUGAAGUCAGGCCAACAUAUUUUGGAGAUAUACUUAAGGAAAGAUUUUUCACAGAAAGUUGGACACCAAAAAUGGGUUUAAAGAAGCCAGAGAGUAAAUAGAAUCAAUAAAUGAGUCUGAGAGAUGCAGCGUUGACUGUGUUUUCACCAUUUGACAUACAACCAAUAACCCUUUGCUAACUUGUUUAUUGAUUCUUUUAGUGUAUGACACACUAAAGGACUCAUAUUUCUGAAUGAAGGUCCAGUAAAAAGGCCAUCUUACCACCUGCUAUAGCAGAGGUGGACAUACUUUAGUCAGUAGAUUCAUUCUCUCCUCUUACUUGUCUAUUGGGACAAGGACAGUAGUCCAAUAAAAUUGCAUAAUCGAGCUUUGACUGCAGCUAGACUUCACUGUGUGUAAAAAGUUCAAACGUAAUGAAUAAAUUGAUGUUUUUCUGAUGUGGCUGGGUUGUGCCAUGGAGGAAUAAGAUUAUUUUGAGAGAACACAACAUAUUUUUUCUGUACCUCUCUUCAGACGGUUUUAGGAUUUGCCAGCACUGGGUCCAUGAUGGAACUAACCCUAAUAAUAAAACAAAAGUUAAAAAACGCAACAUUUAUAAAGCAUUAUGUAAAGUAGAGUGCCUCACUUUAAGAAAAGGAAAUGAGAUACAUAAUACCCGAGUGCCUCAUGCUUACCUAAACUAAUGCUUCCAUUCAUAAGCAUGAUUGAUCAUCUGUCAGGGCAUGUGCAGGCUGACACAUGCUGCACCUGUUGUCAGUUUGGGAUGAAUUACAUCUACUUAUUUUUUUAUUGUUUGUGACCUGAAAUAAUCCCCAAAACAACUCCACCCAAAGUCAACCUGAGCAGAAGUCUCCGGUGAGAAGAAGUGAAAACAUCAGGGUGGGUCUGCAAGACCUCGACGUACUGACUGUUCUACUUCUUCUUCCAUCAGGGUGUUGGUGGGAACUUUUGUUCAUUGUGAGGCUGGUGACUCCUGAAAACACUGACUCUUUGCUUUCACACAAAGUUGUUGCUGAUUAUGGGAGACCGUUUUUGUCUUUUUGGUGAGAGUUACAUCCUUUGGCACCCUGAGACCUUUUUGAAAAGGAUGUUUCCCACCCAGUCAUGCUGACUGUACAUCUACACCAGGGUUUGGCUUCCUUGCAUAGGGGCUUUCACGGACACAGUUAUGCUGCAAUCACUCUGAAACCCAUUCAGUUUAUUUUUUUAUUUUUUUUUACUGAUGAUAACUGGGGGUCCAUUAAUCAGUAGGGCCCAACCGAUAUGGAUUUUUUGGGGCUAAUGCCGAUAACGAUUAUUAGGGGGGAAAAAAUCUGAAUUACCGAUCGGCCAAUUUUUAAAUUUUUUUAAAUUAAGUUAUAUAUAUACUGUAGGUAGCUACAAUAUACUAUAUAUUGUAGGCUACUGCUCCCCUCGCUGACAGGAAGACCGACUGAUCAAAUUCCGACCAGAAAAGCGUUUUCAACUACCUACCCCCCAUCUUCAUGUAACAAUUCCAAUUUAAACAAGUACAUUUCUCAAAGUCAAUCCAAGCUAACCUCAGUUUACAGAUCAGCUCAAACCCUCUUUGGACUCGGUUGUUGGAAAAACACUUAAUUUUUCACCUUAAAACUUCUGCACAUACUUCAGCGUAGCUGUAAUACUAAAACUAAUCACGAUUUUCCAGAGUCUGCGGCCAAACAAUGUCGGGUUUGUCAGCUGUAGCUAACAAUAGCGAAUCUAGCACCACAGCCUGUAGUCCCCCUCGCAGGUUAACGCUUAAAUGUUUGUGCUGUUUACACAAUUCUCAAGUCAAAUGUUUAUAUGAUGGUUUAACCUCAGGCUUCCGACAUACAACGUUAUCCUUUAUUUUCUAGAUCAUAAAACUGCCAAACCCUACCAUGCUGUUAAAUGGCACUUACUUGUUUACGCCUAGAUAGUGAAGCGUUAUUGCAUUAUGUUAGAAGCCAAAGCUGGUAGUCAUAUUAACUCCUUUAAUCAAAGAGAGCAGCCUAAUAUCAGGAAAUUAGCGAUAUAAUGUCUUGGCAUCACAAGUCAAGUUUAACUAUUCAACUUGUUCCUUUAUGAACUGCAGAUGAAGUAGUUGAUCUGUACAAGAGAAUAAACACUUAUGUCUUUCACCCAGAUGUGAAGCUAUAACAUAAACAGAGUAGUAGGUUUAGGUGGUUGUAACGCCUUGACCAGUUUCAUUAUGUUUGUUUGUUAAUGGCCUCUGUUGUGUACAGUCCACGUCGCUGUCAGUGAUGUAAGGCUGAUAAAAGCUGUUAGGUGUAAUCUAAGCUUUUGAUUUUGUACACUUGUAUUGACUUUGUUGGUGGCUCUCAUUUAAUUUCCAGCGGUCUAUGAAAACAUGGCACAUGGACAAAGGUGACUGGCUGAUAAGACACAGGGGGGACAUUGGACUUGCACAAUGAGAUAGCGGCGGGGAUGACAUGAGGUCACAGGCAGAGUAAAGCUGUUUUACAAGCGGCGAAUCUCUAGAUUCACCCAAUAAAGUCUGAUACGUUUGAUGACUUGACCCAUUGUCGUUACAACAGAUUGUAGAGCUUGAUAGAGCAAAAGUUGAACAAGUUUAGACCUCUCUGCUGACAUAACAUUUGAUCGUGAUUACCGGCUUUUCAGCAUGUUAAUUUGAGACCUGCUCUGAAACUUUUGACACUUGAAAUGCUAUUUUUUUGUUUUGUUUCUCAUACUGUUUGAGAAACUAUUUGGUGCAGGCCUUUACAGACAAUACACUCAAGCUGUGGAUUACAAUGUUGUUAUAUUUUGACAGAACUGGUCCUUUAGUUGUCUGUGAUAAUCAGGGAUUUGGGGUUAAAAUUGGCUGCUUAAAUAGUCAAAGAAAAGGACCGCAGAAGCAGAGAUCUGUGUGGAUUUAAGAGCCCUGCACAUGACCAAUAGUAACCUCUUCUUGUUCCCUCUUUCACCCUCCCUCCCUCCUCCCCUCUCUGUUUUCCCUCCUGUCUCCCAUUGGGCAUUGUAGAAAGGGACUCGUCUUCUUUCCUACUCACUCUCUUCAAGAAAUCAACUCAUUAGACUUCUGUCCAACUAGCCUCAUGGGGCUUUGGCAUCUUUAAGGAACGUCAAGGCGAGCAAGUCCUCCAUCAGCACAGGGAUAUCGACGGUCUGAGGUUGUGGACACACACGGGCAAGAUGAAGAGGCGAUAAAUAAGACAUCAACUCCAGAGGUAGGGUCAGUCUUCCACCAUGUCUGACACGAAAUCAGUGCUGAAGUUGAACUGACUCAAAGAGGGCUCCCAGUUAAAUGUUGUGCUUGGUGAUUUAGCCAGUAAAGGUUGUUUUUAAGGGAAUUAAACACCAAUAUGUAAAAAAAAGAAGUGCUAGUUAAGCAGAAGAACAUCAGAUUUUUUAAAUAUUUUUCACAACAGAUUUGCAGGAUCAAUUCUCAUUUUCAAGUAGUAUUGGUUAAUAUUGCAUAAAAGCCAGUCUAUCAAAUUCAUUAGCGCCUCCUGAGUGAAAGCUUUUACUUUCAGCUGCUGCACCAGUAACAGCUUUAGUUUAGUUAUUCAGAAGCUUAUCAGUGGAGCUUGGGAAAUGACUUCUAUUCAUGCUCUUCAGCUAUUCAGGUUUUUUCAUGUUUCCUUUUCUUUUACGGUUGUCCCCCAUUAUUUUCUGAGUCACUCUCUAGCAGGUUUGCUCCACACAUAAGCUUUUGAUUUACAGAGACUGACAGAAAAUGUGGCUUGCACAAGCUGUUGAUAAAUGUUCCCCUUAUACACUGUUACAUACAGGUUUUGUCACAAUCUAUUCAUAUGGGUCACCAAAUUGAUCCACAUGAAUAUAGAAUCAAACAUCAGUCCUUAUCACCCUUUGGAGAUCCUUUUAUUUCUCUGUCACUUUUUUCUUUAAAGCACAUUUACCCAUGACAGACUGUGGCAACAAGCCUGCCAAAGACCUGAAAAUAUCUAUUAAAGAUAUAGCUGCCAAGCUCCGUCCAUAAACAUAGAGCUGUGGAAGUAUUUUGUUCUAAAGUGCUUUGUCAAUAUUAACAUAAUCAAAUAAUCAUUAAAUCCAUAAAAUAAGUUGGGGGUGUCCCAGAGGUGACAAAGGGUUAAUCUGUCCUUGUGCUACCAUUGCUUCCAUCAUUGUCCACAAUGUGCAGUUUCUGAACAGCUGUGAAGCUCUUCCCGGUAUCGUUUGUUUUUUUGCUAUCCUGCCAGCUACUAGCUCAGUGGAGGUAGCAUUAGUAGUUGGACCCACUGCCUGUGAUCAAUUCGCUGAGGCCUGUGUCACCCCUCUCUGCUUGUCAUUUGUUGUGUUAAAUUGAAGUCUUUUCAAUCACACCAGCGCUCCACAAAGUGUAUUUACUAUAAAGCUUACCGCUGUGUUCUCACAGUUUUGACCUAAUGAGGUAGAAAAGUUGUUACAAACUGAGGCUGUUAAACUCGUCUUCCUCACUGUGUUUCCAGCAUGCUUUUUCAGAAAAACAAAUGCUUGUUUUUUCUGUGGGUUUCAUCUUUCGUGUAAUAUACUGAAACAUACUGACAUAACUCUCUAUGUAUCAUACUGCUGUACUGUUUGUACCAGUGUAUAGGGUGCAUUUUAUUAUUUACAAAACAAAACAAAAAAGGCAUUUAGAGUGCCUCCUAUAUGCCAUGAGUUAUGGUGAGUUGAUAUAGACAUAAAUAACUGUAUUGAACCUGCCUUUGUCUCAUUCCUAUUUCAAGCUACUAAUUUGAACCAAACUAAAUCUUAUCUUGGCAAACACUCAAACAUCAACAAAUAUGAAAUCAUUGCCCAAAAUCUCUUUAAUUUGUGUUACAUCCUGCUGAAACUUGAUAUCCUCAUUCCAAAAGACGGUAAAUUAACAUAAUAGACAUAAAAUUGAUUGGUUAGCAGGUCAAAAUGACUAUCAGGCUAUCUUAAUGUAUGUAUUCUUACACUGAAAAAACUAAAUUCGGAUUGUGCUUUUGCUGUUUCAUGCACUAAUCGACCAUUAGGAAGACAAAGCGAUGUGCUUCUUUUAAACUUUGCUAUAAUUGUGCAGGGUUGCUGGCUCAGUUUCCAUCGAGGCGAUUAUCACUGCCUUUUAGAUGAGAUACUGAACAAAAUGGCCAGGUGUUAACACUGUGUUGAUUUUUGAACACUACGCCCAAUUCCUCUGUGCUUGUUGACUGAGCCUUCUCCCGGGCGCUGAGUGUCAACAUGUGCUUCCAACAUAUUCAAUCUUUACUGAGCAAAAGAGAAAAGCAGACUAAAAUGAGAAAGAUUGAAGAGUAAGCUGGAAGCCUCAGCUUCAUUUGCUGCAGAAAGUAUGAAGUCAUGUAAUUCUUUUGUUAAAAUAGUCAGACUUUUCUGUCCAGUAUUUCUGGAGAGAAAAGAUCUAAAAACCUGUAAGAUGGACACUUUGUUUGUGAAGUUAUUACACUUAAUUUAUUAACAUUUAGGAGGAUAUAUUAGACAUUAGAAGUACUCAGAAGUACUCCCAAUGAUAUGAUUUCACUUUAAACAAUAUUUAUAUAUGUUGUUAAGUGUCAGAAUAGCUUUCUAUAAUAAACCCAGUUAUUCUUAUGUGUUUUUCUCAUCUGAAUUUUGCCUCUCAGCAAAAAACAUGAAUUGUAUAUUUUUAAACUGGGUGUUCCUUCAUGCAUGCCAGUUAAAAAUAGGCUGAAAUCACGCAUGUGUGUUUGCUGAAUCAGUUUCCUGAAAUGCAUCCAUAUGAGGCGCAUGACAAACUUUCGCUUCUGCUUUCACUGCCAGUUGGCUCAGGCUGUGCACGCCUGUGUAGCAGGAUCUGAGCUGAUUUCAAUUUUUUUCAUAUUGCAGUCCUUUCUAAGAACGGCAUUGUGCCAUAGAAGAACAUUUUUAUUACCCUUUCACGGAUGUAUCCCAACCAUAUCCUGGUCCUAAACUAUAUGCAGCUUUCAUAAAGUUACUAUAGGCAAUGUACUCAGAGCAGCGGUUUGAAUUCCUACAGCAUUUACUACCCUUAAUCAGGCUGUAUGUCUUUGAAAGAGUAUAACUGUUAUGACAUAACUCAGGCGCCUUAGGUCACAGCAGAGUCUCUUCACUGUUCAAACAGUUGUCCCAUUGUUGAGUGAAUAUAUGCAAUAAUGCAUACAUUCAAACGUCCAAAUAUAGGACAAAAAGAGGUUUUUGUCGUUCUUCAGUUUCUUAUCCCAGGGGCAUUUACUUGGAAAAUUUAAGAUUAUCAUUAGUCAUCUACUCUCUGAUUAUUGUAUGAAAAAUAUGACUAGCCUGCAGUUCAACCAUUUUUUAACCAAAGAAGGUCUGAUGUAGCCAAACUCUUCUGGGUGAAGGUUGUCUGUGUGAGCAGAUUUUGAGGGAGUAGCUUUUCUUUUCCUCUUGAAGGAUUUUCUUGUUAAUUUACUAUCGUAAUUGAGUUUAGUUUUUAUUGAUCUGCAGGUACACGUUGAUUUCGUAAUGACAAGCUGCUGUGCAGAAGAUGUCCACGCUGUCUGUGACUGAUAUCCCAGAUGUUGGUCAUGGUAAGAGAAACCCCUUUUUUGGAAAAGCCCGCUGUGUGAUUUUCAAACUGAUCGGUUAGUUUUAUCUCUGUUGUGCUUUACAACAAGUGCCUUUAAGCUCUGGUGUAGCUCUAUGCUUUCAGUCCAUUAUUUAUUAUUUUGUCCUCAUGGCGACAUCUUGAUUUGCUGUUAGGUCAUAAAUUUAAUGCUUGGCUUUCUAAAAUUCAACCUUUGUUAGCACAUGACUGCUUUGAUUUCUACUCUCAGCAGACAUUUAAGAUUAUGAGCCUCAGACCUUAUCUUAUAUAGCUGGCUGUCGACGGUCACAGCUUGCUUCGUACACCUGUCAAAAUAAGAUGGAAGGUGUUUAUUGUUGACUUUGUUUGUCUCUCCUCUGUCAGAUGAGAGUAAGGUGUUUGAUGGGGCCUCUGAGCUGCAGCUGGACUGCAUGGUUGAGGAGAACAGUGGAAGCACCACAAUGAAGCACGACGGCCUGCUGUCGCUGGCUGACCUCUCCCAGCCAGAUGACUUCCCCGUCCCCCCUCACAAUGGCCCUGCACUGACUGAGAUGAGCAGCCCUCUGCUGGUGGACCCCGCGGACAUUAAGCUGGAUCCAGCUGCCAGUGACACAUCUUCCAGCGCCGGUGAGGGAAAAAAACAGCCGAUCUUAAACUGUUAUGAACAGAGAACUUCAGGGUUUGUGCCAUUACAUUUGAGUUAUUAUUGUAAUGAGAAAGACAAAGAAUUAGCCACAGCAUGUGUCCCAUUAUUCCUCAAUUAAAGACCAGUCUCAACAUGGAGCCGGACCCUUUAUUAAGACCGGGGUCAUGUCCAUUAUGACUGAAUAAAAUCUGCUUUUCAAUUAUUGGCUGGGACACUUUCAUAUUUUUGUCAUGGAGAGCGAUUUACUGUAAAUUCAGGACGAUCGCACAGCAGCUGGCAGCCCAGCUUCAAAAUGUGUUCAGUGUAACAGAAAAGGUGCUGCCAAAACACAAAAAAAAGGCACCGUUCAUACACAGAACAAAAGAGAAGACAGAGUGAAUAAGAUUUCUGCAGAGAGUGUCUUGUUAAACAGUUUUGUCCAAAAAUCAAUAAGUAAUAUGCUGAUAUCUGUGUGCUCAGUUCAGUCUGCUAAGGGAUCAUCUGAACAUGACAGCUACCACCAUUAGUCUGUGUGAACAGAGACUCCAGAGUAAAAGGAUUGAUGUUAAUAUAAACCCAACAUGUAUGAGGCCCUCCUCCCCCGGUAGUAGGAGAGCUUGUGUGUUACCAACAGUUCACUCCUCAUCCUUUCUUGUAAAUUUUGAUGCUUUAGUCACCAUGAGUCAAGCAUGACACAAUCAGUGAGUGCACAACUGUUCUUUAAAUUAAAUCAGGUUGGUUAUCCGUCUAGGAGACUUUUAUGAUGUCUGUUUUCAGCCAUUUUUUUUCAGGAUGCUGUUAAAAUGAGCAUCAUUGCAGUGUGUAUCUGUGGCAUGUCGCUACAGGUAGCCAUGUGUGCCUAGAAAGGCUUGUUUGACCACUUUCAGAGACAAGAGUUACACAUACUUUAAUCCAUCGAUCAUCUCUGGAUGUAAGAAUGAAUGUUCACCUGUACAUCUUUAAAGAACCCCAACCGGUCCUCCAAAGUUACAAUACACCACUUUGCUUCAACUAUGCUGUGUUUUUAAUGCUGAGAAGUCAAGCAAAGGUGACCGAAGUGAAGGCUGGAUGCUGAGACUGGUCUAGGUGUGAUUUCAGAUUUAUGAAAACAAAAGCAUUCCUGUGGUUUGAGAAAGAAUUCCUUGGCUAUUACCUGUGGUCCUGAUGCUUUUGUGUAUCUUUUCCUAAAGAGGAGCUCAAAAUAACCGCAGAAGUAAGCUCUUCUGACAUUUACAUUUAAGCUUAAACAUUUUUCUUUGAGUUUGCAGACAGUCUAGACUUGUGAGACUUCAGACAGGAUGUGCUGGAUUUGCAUUGUUUGUCCUGCAUAUGGUGCUUCAAUAUUUUGCAUACAGUGCUGUGUCUCUUAACUUUACUCUGUUUAGAUUGGAGGCCUUUAGAUAUUCACCCUGUCUUUAUUCAAAUGAACAAAGACAUGCAGACAUUACCCAACCUCAGCACACAUUUAACGCUCUCUUUUGAAAAAUCCCUGAACUCAAUUCCUUGAAAGGACUGAAUUAACUGUUUAUUUUUAAUGUAUGUGUGUAUAGAUGGUCAACCAGUGAAGAGGAAGAAGGGACCUGCGCCAAAGAUGCUGGGCAAUGAGGUGUGCAGCGUAUGUGGCGACAAGGCCUCUGGUUUCCACUACAAUGUGUUGAGCUGUGAGGGAUGCAAGGGCUUCUUUCGGCGCAGCGUCAUUAAAAGUGCCCAGUACUCCUGCAAGAACAACGGACGCUGCGAAAUGGACAUGUACAUGCGCCGCAAGUGCCAGCAGUGCCGCCUGCGCAAGUGUCGGGAGGCGGGCAUGCUGGAGCAGUGUGAGUAUCUGUGCGCCAGAUGAGUCAGAGAUACAGAAACUUUAGAUCCCACUGCAUUUUUUAUACCCGUGGGUUUUGCAUCGAGAGUGAAAAAUCACAAGAAUAAAACAAGAUCCGAAGUCAGAGGAUUGAACUUUUUUGUCAAUAUGUGCAUCCCUCUCUGACCUGUAGGUGUGCUCUCUGAGGAGCAAAUCCGACUGAAGAAAAUGAAAAAGCAGCAGGAGGAGGAAACGGCCCGCACGUCCACAGUGGUCACCCCCACCCCGCCGCAGGAAGCAGCUGCCCUGGAUCCCCAGCAGCAGGAGAUGAUUGAGAAGCUGGUGGCCAUGCAGAAGCAAUGCAACAAGAGGUCUUUCCUCGACCGACCAAAAGUGACGGUAAGUGGACAUUUAAUACAGUUAGAAUUAAGAGUUCUCUUUUUGACCAAUUUGUUCAUCUCACAAGUAAAGUUGUUUCAGGCAUUUUCCCACCAUGUUACAUUCAUUUAUUCCCAUAGUUUGUUUGCCUAAAAGAGUAUGCUGUCAAAUGAAAUAAACAUGAAAACAAUUUAACAAUUGGUUUGUUUGUGAAAUUUAAAAUAAACUGGGUCUUUUUGUAACAGGUUGACACUGAGGCUACAUACCUUGCAUGGGUGGUGGGAUUCUGCCCAGGAUUUGGCAGCCUAAGGAGAAAAGAUAGUGCUAAACUAAUAGACUAAAUAUAAUUACUUUUAUGAAGCUUUCAGUAGCCAUGAAGACUGUCCUCAUGUGUAGGAAAUGUCAUGGAGAAUCAUCUGUGGUCAAUCACUGUUCAGUAAAGAUUCCUUUUAUUGCCCCUGCUGAUCGUCUUUACCCCACAGCAUGCUGCUUUUCUGGUUUGAAAAGGCUUGUGUUACUCCAUGCUAACCAGUUCAUACAUUGUCUUUCACAUGUGCAUCAAACAGCCGUGGCCGCAGAGUCAGGACUUGCAGAAUCGUGAAGUACGUCAGCAGCGGUUCGCCCACUUCACUGAGCUUGCGAUCAUGUCUGUCCAGGAGAUAGUGGAUUUUGCAAAGCAGCUUCCUGGUUUCCUGGAGCUCACAAGGGAGGACCAGAUUGCUCUCCUUAAGACAUCUACCAUUGAGGUUUGUCACGGUCUAUCAUGAGACUGUGUCUCGUAGCCUCAGCUGGAAAAGUUUGUUUUACUUUGAAUGCAAGUCUUUGUUAGUGUGUAUAAGUAGUUUCACAGCAACACUUAAUAAAAUUUGUUCCAAAUGAGCUGUUGGACUUUUUUAAGAAGAAAGAACAGAGGAGACGGUCUAAAUGUAGUCAUGUCUUAAUGCUGUGCAGUUUUAUAAUACAUAUCCACUGACUGAGGGUUAACAUUGUCUCGCAAAGUUAAAUAUGUUACUGCCUGCAAGAUUCGGCUCACCUUAUCAUUAUCUCUGCAAAUAUGUUUGGCUCUGUGUUAUCAUGUCAUUCAUUUACAUGUGUGUCUUCCUCAGAUUAUGUUGCUUGAGACAUCUCGGCGGUACAACCCUGCUAUUGAUAGCAUAACAUUUCUGAAGGAUUUCAGUUACAACAAGGAGGAUUUUGCCAAAGCAGGUAAACAUACUCUUUUCUCCUUUUCAAGAUUUUUAGUAGAUAUGAAUAUAAGGGGAACCUUUUAGCUGAAUGCUUGCAUGCGUUUGUCACACAAACUUAGAAAACAGCUAAAUGAAGCGUGGCUAGACUAAAAAAGUAAAUGCUGUUUUUAAUUUGGACAAAAUGUUUUAUGUAACCAGUAUACAAAAAGAAGCACUUUGCUCUUGCCCUACUUUCACUGGAAACUACAGACCUUCUUGAAAAUAACCUAAAGCCUACAGUGUUAUUGCGCCACAUUUCCUUUUGUAAAGUGACGUUUGUUUCCUUGUCUGUCUCUUAACUUUCACCUCACUAGGCCUGCAGAUCGAGUUCAUUAACCCCAUUUUUGAGUUCUCAAAAGGAAUGAAUGACCUGCAUUUGGACGAGGCUGAGUAUGCCCUGCUCAUUGCCAUCAACAUCUUUUCUGCAGGUCAGAAUUGAUUCACUAAGAGUCCCCUGUGAAUAAAAAUAUAAAUGUUCAGGGCUACACCUGUCAAAUGUCAAGCUGUAUACAGUCAAAGAUGAUUGUAAAUAGAAUAUUAACAAGUUUUUUUUUCUGUAACGAUUUAGAUCGUCCAAAUGUACAGGAUCAUGAUCUGGUGGAGAGGUUACAGCAGCCCUACGUGGAUGCGCUACGCUCUUACAUUAUGAUAAAGAGACCAAAUGUAAGUGCCCAGCUGUUUACGUAACAUCCUUUCCUGCGACGGCCAGAAUGUCAGCAUAACCUGGCUGUCAUCAUCACAACAAGCACACUGGGUCAGGGCUGAGGUUAGGUUUAUUUUGUCAGACGGGCAGUGAGGAUGGGGUUAAAUGAGUGCAAAAGGAGAAUGGCUGUUUGAUGUGACUGUUUACUGUAAUGCUUUUUUUUAAUUUUACUUCUGACCAACUGAACUCUCUUCACAUUGUUUGUGCUUCAUGGAAGCAGCUCAGUGUUACUGUUGUCGUUCUUAAUAACAGGCAGAUGUAGAGUACUUCAGAUUUAAACCAAAAAAACCCUCACUGAUAGCGAAUGUUGUGGAUACAGUCAAUUUUUAAAUGGAAGAAGAGUCAAUGCCAAGAGCAUUAAUAAACACAGAGCUCUUUUCUUUCACUAAAAACUUGGUUAAAGAAUAUUAUAGUGUAAUGUCAGCCAGUUCUAGCAUAGAGUGUCACUCCUCUCUUAUGCUCUCCUACAUUUGCUGCAGACAGUACAUAGAGCAUCGAAAACAAUAGAGUUAAGGCAUUUCUAUCCUAGAGGAACAAUGAAAUUUAUAAGUCAGCCAUAAAAUUGUUUUCCUUGUUAUAUGACACAUAACAAAAGUUUGCAUGUUAGCACAGAACAUGAAGCAGUCCAGACAAAUGCAGCAGAUGUGACUUGAGUUCAGGAAGUUUCCUCCCUAAAUUUCUGUUUAAAAGUUGUUUCCCUGGUUUCCUCAGGAUCAUUUGAUGUUCCCCCGUAUGCUGAUGAAGCUGGUGAGCCUUCGUACACUAAGUAGCGUCCACUCAGAGCAGGUUUUCGCCCUUCGCCUCCAAGACAAGAAGCUUCCCCCACUGCUCUCUGAAAUCUGGGACGUCAAUGAGUGACUGCAAACCUGACGUCCCUCUCCGUCUCCGUGAAGGCUGAGACAGACCUGGCACCGGGCAGAAAUAGGAAGAAAACAGACUCCUUCUGGUCCAUCUGGUCAGGGAUUGGUUAUUGCAUUUGAGUUUUUUUUUUCUGGUGGGAGGGGAGCAACACUGCCCUUUGCUCUCAAACAGACUGCUGAACAGUUUGAGUUCAUGAGGACAAAAAUGGACAUCCUAGUUUUCUUUGAGCCUUUCGUUGUUUUUUUUGAGAUGCUGAUAUAUUUGGCAAAAUUGAAUACCAGCAUCAGGCUCUAUAGCCAGUUAUUUCUGAGUUAAUAUUUGUUGACGGUUAUGAUCUCUAGUGCAGUUCUGAACUCCUCUUUUCAUGAUUAGAAUCAAACCUCUGAGCAGGUCUUAGCUGUGGCCGCUUCAAACGCCAGAUUUACAGCUGCACAUUCAGUUGAAAUUGUGAUUUUUGCAGUCGUGCAAUAAGUGGAAAUGGAUGCAGAGCUAAGCAUGAGCAGACCCGGAUCUGCUUUUCACUUUCUUGAUGUUAGGAUAAAAAUGUAGACCAUCUGGUUGGGAUUGUGCAUUGUACAAUGGCAUGAACUAGCUUGUGUUCCUUUUGGAGUAACUGCAGAAAUUGAUGGGUUGGUGUAGUCGCUCAGGUAAAGUAAUGUGAAGUAGACCUCUGGGAUCUAGAGGCUUCUUUAAUUUCUAUACAUUAGUUUUCUUCCAAGUGCAUAAGGGGCCCUUUUGGUCAUUUGUAGAUGCCCAUUAACUUUCAUGUAAAAUUGUAUAUUUAUUUUCACAAGCAGAAUGUGUAGAGUGCACACAUGUAAAGUAUCCUCAAGAUUGUACAAUCACAUACUAACGCACAACAGAGUAAAACCCCAGCAGGAGACUGGCAGACUGUCCCCUCAUUUACAGCAAAAGGUGAUGCAACUCAAUAUUUUUCCAAGCGGCGCACCAGUACCAAGAGAAGGCCGGUACUCAUGUGUCCUCAGAUUCCAUGUAAGGUUUUUUUUGUUUUUUUUUAAGUGAAUAAAACCAUACUGACAAAGUUGUGUUCAGAGAUCAUACUAGAAACAAUUUCCUCUAUUAACUUUUUUUGUUUAUGUAAAAUGUACUUCUAUUCAUUUCAUUACAAACAAGUACGGUUAUGUUUUUUUUUUUUUUUUUUUCAAUUUCAUAAGCUUUCAAAGUUGGGAGAAAUGUAUCAGCAACAAACCUGUUGUCUGGACAAGAUUUAGCAUUUUUCAGCAGCCUUUUAUUUUUGAUAAUCUACCUAAUGAAUGAUUCUGAAGACAAGAACUGAAUUCCAGAUGAAAAACUAGAGCAACUUAAUAGUCGUCCACAGUCCUGAGUAUUUCCCAUGAACAGGUACUCGACACCAACAGCUUUAACCGGUUAGAUUUUGGAAAGUCUUACUAAAAACUGUACCAAAAUCAACAAAACCAUGAAGCACAGAACAACAGAAACUGAGUAGAAAGAAUAAUAAACUUUAUAACAACAGAGAUGCUGUGUUUUUCAUGAAUUCUACUGUGCAGUGUAAACUUGAAAUAUAUUACAGAUGGUGUACGAAUGUCAAUGCAAAAUCUUAACUUUGCACAUGUUUGACCAUUUCCAGGUAUCACCAUUGAUUGAUUUUUUUUUUUUGUUAAAAAUGUGGAUGUUCAUUAUCUGGUUUGACUUGACAUAAACAGUUUAACCAUUUCAGCUUUUUACCACCAGAUGAAGGCAUUAUUUGACUGUUUUCCAACGUUUUCAGAUAUCCGUUUUCUUGUAAACUAAAUUUUGAAGGUAAACAUUUAAGCAAAGAUGGGACAUUGACUCUUUGCAUACAGACAAAAACAGGAGUACAUAAUAUUUGAGUAAAGCAGGAACAACUGGCUUCCCUUUCAGUAACAGGCAGGCCUAGUUUUUAAUUGAUUCUUGUGUAUUUAACCCAGAAGCACCUGGUUUGAAUCACUGUGUGAUCCAUUUUGAAGUGUUUAAAAUCAUCUUAAAUGUAAUGCUAGUGUGCUGUCUUUUUCUGUUCUUGCAUCAAACACUUACUUUCUGUAUGACAUGGUUUUUAUCUGAGUUCAUGUCCUGUUGUGGUUCUAGCGUAGAUGAUCUCUCUGUAAGUGGGCUUAUUUUCACAGGCGUUUUACUUUAUCACAGAAAACAUGCGUAUCACUUCCAACUAGGUUGCUAGGACUGUAAAACUAAUGCAUUAACUUGUAAAGUUAUUUAUUCUGGUUGUCCUUCUGUGACAAGUAAAUUCUAAUGCGAGAAGAAAUUUUCUGUUUUCAAAGUGACUCAGAGUGCGCGAUAAGACUUGAAGUAGUUUAUUAUUAGCCUCCAUAUGAUUGCAGUGUCUAAAACUGUAAAGGUUUAAAACAUACUUAACAAUGGAACAUUAAUACCACGAUAAUAUCUCUUGACUUGUGCAAUAGAUUUAUGGUAUUGCUGCAGCCAAAUAUUAAUGUUUAACUUUUGAAAAGGAUAUGGCACUGUAAACUGGCUCCUCAUUGCAUUUUACUCACCCUGUCAUUUCUUCCAGACUCUUCAAUAAUGAUACUUAUCCUUAACUUUACCUCCAACAGGUAUUCAUUCUUCUCUCCUCCUGUCAUGUCUUACAAUCUGUCCAUCAUCUCAGACCUCUGUAUCCUGACAUGAUUAUAGUGGGUCAUCAUUUUGUGUUAUCCUGUGAUUCCCAUUCCCAUCAUUACUCUGAAUGAUUAACUUGAUAUGAACUAUGCCAUUAACUAACAGCUUCCCUUGUAAUUAGGUUAAAUCAAUAGGUUAUCAAGUUUUUAUUAUGCUUUGUGAACCACAAUACUCCAUGAAGCUAGUUAAUUAUGGUUUUAUAUUUGUUAGCUCCCUGAACGACUGGAAAUAAAGAUUAUUAAGAUAGUUAUCGAGGGGAAGCCUCUCAGUUUAUGGCCUAGUGUUUGCACCAUUAAAACAUGCAGGUAAAGGUAAUAAUAAAAGCUUUUAUGACCAAUUAAUGCCUCUCAUAACAGCUGGUUAAUAGUUAAUGUGUGCCCAAAUAUAAAGUGUUCUGUCUGUUGCACAGAUUAAGAGUCAGUUUCAUAUGUUGCAUUUACAGUUGAGAAGAUCGGUGAUGUAUAAAUAAACGCUUGACUAUGAUUUUCGUGUAGACUGGCUUCAUGGAGCAGUAGACCACAAUUCACUGCAUUGUCUCCAACACCAGAGACUAGAGUAUAAAUGCUCAAAACACAGUGAGCUCCACCUAUUGGUUGGUCAAAUAAGUACAAACAGGUUGAUUAUUUUCCUUGCACAUUCUUCAUUGUGUUAACAGGAGUACAGUGUGUUCUGGUACCUUAAGUAUCAUCACAGAAACAAUAGCUACCAGAGUGUUUUUCUUCCUCUCCCUGCAACACUGACCUGGAUAAAAACACCUAAUAAGGGGCUGCAGUGAGGUUUUUUUUUCCUGCUGCUAGAGUGAGUGCAAUCCAGAUUUACAACAUUAUAAAAUGUCCCACUGUUUUUUGCAUCAUUGCUAAAAGGAAAAUCUACCCAAAUUAAAUGUCUAACUUAAUUUCUGUUUUUGUGCAAAAGAGGAACUUCCAGAGGCACCAUUGUUUAUUCAGCAGGAGCAGACAGAGACAGAUAUCAGUGGUGUCCUGUUGUUUUACUGACCACAUAUUGUCUCGAACCUUCAGACUUGAUUUUGCUGAUAAUGAAUCUCUUAAAAUUAGAGCUUUUUCUGUGAUUGAUUUUCUUUCAUCCUCUAACCCUUGUUUUUAAUGGUUUUCCUUCUGACGGAUGGAUCAAUAUUAAAAGGAGCAGAUUGAUGCAGGAGGAUGCAGACUUUUGAAAAGCAGUGAUUUGUUUUGGUUGGUAAUGCAAAGCUUUAUUUUUAUUCCUUUCACAAUGAAAUGUGAGGUUUGCAGGUACUGUUUAGUGUGUUGUUAAAUGGUGUUACCGACCAAUCAGUAGCUAUAAUGCUAAAAAAAUAACCUCCACCGUGGCCUAAUUUCAUCACAGCAAGUCUGUUCAAUGGCGUUUUUUUUUAACAGAAUGGUUAUCAGGUUGUGCAACACUCAAAUGAGCAAAAGCAUCUCUUGCAUAUGCCAUGCUGCUGCUGUGAUUACAGAGGAUAAUUGUAGUGUAUAAACUGUGAUUGACAUCUGACCUUAUUUAACUCCUACUUGUAAAGAGUGACACUGUAAACAUUGUUAUUACAUAGAAAGGCAAAGCUAUUUUAAUACUUGCUUCUUCCUGUUUUGUACGUAAUGUCAAUUAAAGCUAUGUCGUAGUGCCAGUAUAUGUGGUGUCGAAAUCAGUUGUUUGUCGACUAGAUUGUAAGAAAGAAAAAAAACGGUUCAUCACGUUAAAACCUCCAUAGUUGUCUCGGCAUGCUCAGGUUUAUUAAUGUAGAUAAAAUAUAUACCCCUGAACCAGUAUGACGUGAUAGAUAAAUACGACAAUGUCAAGGCCAGCCUGUAAUCAGUGCAUCAUUCAACAAACACACCACAUAUAGAGAACACCAAUUUGUGGACCAAUUUGUAUCAUAUGUACAGAAGCCCUCAGCAGCCAUUAAUGGACACAUUUCUUCUACUCCAUGUUCCUGUGAUAAUGAGGUGCCUUCAGUUACAUCAGUGAUCAGGACUUGUUUUCCUGAAGUUGCGUAAGAAUUAAACGAACACACAAACAGGUUUAGCUCAUUAUUGUGGGCAAUGGCAGCAUGACACCAUUGAGUUAUCUUUGAAAGCUGGGUUCAUUAUUUCAACUCCAGUAGUUAACUUGAACCACAUAAAAGACCAAGUUAAUCCCAUCAGUUGACUUCAAGUUUUUAUAAGUCGAUUCUGUAGUUUAUAAUGAGCUGAGUGGGACAACUGUGAAGUCAGAGUGACUGGGCUAUUUUUACAGCAACGAGGUCUUCUACCAGCAGCAAUAAUCUUCUCCCACUUUGAGGUGCUAAGCCAAAAUACUGCCUUGGUAGGAGUUGACUUAUUGCACUGGUAGAGCCAAGGCACUGGCUGAAGCGAUCGAUGAUCAUAAGGAAUCAGACAGAUUGUAAUUAUUUGGCUUCAUGUUGUUUAGCAGUCGAUGAGUAGGAGGGAAACUGGCCACAUUUCACAACAAAACAUCAUAUUAGAUGACUCAUUAGCUACUGCUACAUAAACACAAGCACAGCAUUGACCAUUUCAAGCUCAAAUUGCAGCUUAACUGUAAGAUGAUUUAAUAGGAUGUUUACUUUAGCUGGGAUAAAACAAAAGUAUCUUGACUUGCUUUCUCAGAUUGGACUCAAGUAUAUUGAAAUUUGUGUACAGUUAACAUUAAGAAUAAUUCUUCAUUUAAAGAACCUCAAACAUGGCCUUGAGAUAUGGCUGUGGGUGCUUAUCCCUCCCUGCUGCAGCCAUCUAUACCAUCACUACAUGAACUGCCUGAUCUGAGUGACGUUUUCUUUAAUUUCAACCAUGAACUUGUAUAAGGCACAGGUAUUAUAACACCACAAAGACAAAACUACCCACAGGACAACUUGAGUGUAGAUCUUGGUUGGAUUUUAGAAAAGUGACAAUUCAUCAGCUGACUCUGGGACCAAAUUAGCAAGGGACAUUCAUAGAAAUAUAGUAGGUCAAAAGUGGGAUAUAUGUCUUUUUAAAGCUGCUAUGAGUAACUUUGGGUUUGUGUUGGUUUCAGUCUCCCUUGUCACAUACAUGUGAAAAUAGUGUUUUCAGACAAAAAUCUAAUCCGAACAUCUCUAAAUGGUAAAAUAUUUAAUUUACUUUGAGUAUUUGCCAUGAAAAAGGGGAUAUUUUUUUUACCCUGCUGUCCAUCACCUGGUCUGACCCCCCCCCACCCCCACAGCAGUUUCAGGUAUUAGGAAAUGCUACAGAGAGGAUACCAGUCUUGUUCCUGAUGUUUUUUCUUGCUUUCAAAGGACAUAAAGAGGCAAUAGUAUCAGUUUCAGUCUGUUUCCCAACAAGUUCAAACCUCCGAACAGCGCCUUCAAAGAACUGGACCCCACUGGUUUUUAAAAUGCUGCACACUCCUGCAUUAAUCAAAUGGUUUGUCAGAAAGAAAACUGUUAAAAACGAGGAUAAAGAAGAUGAAAGAAAAUCAAUCACAGAAAAGCUCUCAUUUUAAGAGAUUUAAUAUCAGCAAAUCAAAUCUGGAGAAGGAAGGCAGAAGGUUUGAUGUGGUGAGUAAAACAGCAGGACACCACUAACUACUGUCUCUGUCUGUUUCUGCUGAAUAAACAAUGGGGCCUCUGGAAGUUCUUCUCUUACACAUAGAUGGAAAUUAAGUUUGACAUUUCAUUUGGGUAGAUUUUCCUUUCAGCAGUGCAAGAAAAACAGCUGUGGACAGUAGGGGGACUUCUUGUCUUGUAAAUCUGGCUUGCACUCACUCCUCUGACAGAGAAAAUGACCUUGCUGUGUACAGAGUGUUUUCUUCUAAGUAAGUGUUGCAGGGAGAGGAAGAAAAAACACUGAUUACUAUUGUUUCUAUGAUGAAUCUUCAGGUACCAGAUCAUACUGUACUGUGAACACUAUGUGCUAUUGACACAAUAAAAACAUCCAUCUGUUUGUACUAAUUUGACCAACCAACAGAUGGAGCUCACUGCGUUUUGAGCAUUUAUAAGCUUUAGUGAUAUGGCUUUAAAGGUCAAACUUUGAAAUAAGACUCAAGAUGAUGAUAUGGUGAAUUAUGGUCUGGUACGUUUAGCUUUUGUAUCAAUAUAGUUACAGUUAUUUAGAUAUUCCUGAUAUUCUGAGCAGCCAAACAUGUGAAACUGGAUCUUAGCCUUUUGGAUGGAUACUUUUUUUUAGUUUGAUGCACAUUAACCAUCAACCAGCUGCUUAUUAGAAGCAUGUUAGUGGCUCCUAAUUUGUCAUUUUGCCAACAUAUCUACAUGACGCAACUUUUAGGAUGUAAACAGAGAAGUUUCCCCUCAACAACCUCCCUAUCAUCC
Xyrichtys novacula (pearly razorfish) is the source of this 22639-nucleotide messenger RNA. Lineage: Eukaryota; Metazoa; Chordata; Actinopteri; Labriformes; Labridae. The record is from the annotation of a GenBank genome assembly.